AUGGAGUGUAUUUCUAUUCUUAGCUGGAAUAUCAGGGGGAUUGGGAAAAAGCCUAAUAGAGAUAACCUGAAAAAGAUAAUCCAAGGUAGUCGACCGUCAAUUGUUUGUCUUCAAGAGACUAAGAAAGAAUCUAAGGAAGCAGCGGUGAGGAGAUCUUUGGGUGCGUGGAAUGUUAAUUGCUGGUUGGAAAUUCCCCCACAAGGGUUGUCUGGAGGAUUAAUAAUUUUUUGGGAUGAUGAUUUGAUCAAGUUGGAAACAUCUUCAGGGAACAAAAAUUGGUUAGCUCUAGUAGGUCAGGUGUCCAGUUCAGGACAAAAAUUUAUAUGUAUAAAUGUAUAUGGUCCUCAAAGCUCCACGGAAAAAAGAAGCUUAUGGUCAAAUCUGGGAGAUUUAAUUUCCAUGCACGAGGAUAAAGCGAUUUGUUUGGUUGGAGAUUUCAAUUGUGUAAGAGGAGCAGAAGACCGAAAGAAUUGUGAUUACAGGAGUUCUGACUCAAAGUAUUUCAACAAAUUUAUUGCGGAAAAUGAGUUAUUUGAUGUCUUGAUGGUUGGAUCGAACUUUACUUGGUGUGGUCCAAAUACGAGGCAGAGCAAACUUGAUCGUGCGCUAGUAAAUUGGGAGAUGUACUCCAAGGGUGACUGGAAAGUUAAGGUGCUGGGUAGAUUGAACUCGGAUCACAGAGCUAUUCUCCUUUAUCUGUUUGAAGAUAAUUGGGGUGCCAAACCAUUCAAAGUAUUUAAUUGUUGGUUGAAAGACAAAGAGCUUUUACUUAGAAUUAAGGAUGUUUGGAAGUCGAAAGGUGAUGGAAACUAUUUCCAGAAAAUACGGCAUGUCAGGAAAUGGCUCUCUACGUGGAAUAAAGAAGAAAAUGGCAACAUUGAUGAUCGGAUUAAGAUGAUGGAAGUGGAACAAUUUCAAGCAGAUGAACAAGGGAAUGAAAGUAGGAACAAGUUUCUGAAUAUAGAAUUGGAGAAACUAUAUGACCAGAGGGCUCAGAUUUGGCAGCAUAAAGCGAGGAUAAAUUGGAAUAUCGACGGAGAUAGGAACACUAAGUUCUUUCACAAUAUCAUGCGGUAUAAAUGGUCCAAAAACAGGAUAAAUGGCAUUCAGGGUUUGGAUGGUAGUUGGAUAGAUAAUCCAGGUCAGGUGAAAAAUGAAUUAUACCGCUACUUCAAGGAAUUCUUUGAAGAAAAGCAUCCGAACAGCAUUUUUUCGUUGGGCUGCUUGAUGGAGCGCAAGCUAUCUAAUCAUGAAUCAGUUAAGAUGAUAGAAGAAGUUACUAUGGGGGAGUUGGAGUUACUAUGUGGGAUUGGAUCAAGGACCCCUAAAGAAUUUAGGCCGAUCAGUCUGAUUAAUGCUAGCAUGAAGCUUGUCACAAAACUUCUAGCUAUUAGACUUAAAAGGGUUAUGAGCAAUCUGAUCUCGGAGGUACAAAGUGGAUUUAUGCAUGGUCGUCAAAUUUCGGAUGGUAUUCUGUUAGUAAGUGAAAUUAUUGGGAGCUUGAAGCGAAAUAGGUGUCAGGGGGUAAUUAUAAAGUUAGAUUUUGAAAAGGCGUUUGAUUCGGUGAAUUGGAAUUUCUUAAUUCACCUUCUUAAAAAGUUAAAUUUUCAAGACAAAUGGGUUAAAUGGAUUGAAGCAAUUUUGAAGACAUGUCGUAUUUCAGUUCUAGUAAAUGGGUCGCCUACAAAGGAGUUCACCCCAGAAAGAGGGCUUCGUCAGGGGGAUCCCCUCUCUCCUCUUUUGUUUAAUCUUGUAGGAGAGGUUUUACAUUGUAUGUUGGUAAAAGCUGAAGAAGCGGGAGUAUUCCAGGGCAUCCGAUUGGGAAAUGAGGGAGGUACUGUGUCGCAUCUUCAAUAUGCGGAUGACACAGUAAUAUUUGUGGAAAAUAAUAUUGAGGCUAUAAAAGGUGUGAAGAGAGUGCUGCAAGGUUUUGAAAUCCUUUCAGGUUUGAAAAUAAAUUACUCCAAAAGCAAGCUGUAUGGAUUCAACAAUAGCAAAGAAGAAAUUCAGGAGUGGUCAGCCGCUAUUGGCUGCUUUCCAGGAGAGGAUUCUUUUCAAUAUCUGGGUCUUGAGCUGGCUAAGUCUCCUAAAAGGGUUCAAUUUUGGGAUCCAUUGUUGGAUAAAACUAAGAAGAAGCUAGCUGGAUGGAAAGGUAGAUCAGUUUCAUUAGCUGGUAGAGUGGUUUUACUUCAAGCGGCGCUAGAUAGUUUGCCUAUUUACUGGUUUAAUAUGUUUUUAAUGCCCAAGACUGUAGUCAGUAAAUUGGAAAAAAUUCGAAGAAAUUUUUUCUGGGGGUGCAAAGAAAGUAAUGGCCAAGAACAAAGUAAAAUGCAUCUAAUUGCUUGGGAAAAGAUUUGUCGACCAAAAGCUGAAGGUGGAGUGGGAAUUGCUAAAAUAAGGGAGAGGAAUAUUUCUAUGAUAGGAAAGUGGUGGUGGAGGUGUAUUAAUGAGAGAAAUAAGUUCUGGAAUGUCACGCUUCAGAGUAAAUAUGGGAGCAUUUUGGGGUAUGAUCCGUGGAAUAUAAAGUUGGAUGGAACUUCGAGCUAUACUUUAAACAGCUUACAUAAAAUCAAGCAGUCAGGUUGGGAUAAGAAUCUGCUAGCUAAUUAA
Molecule: messenger RNA, 2610 nt
Organism: Daucus carota subsp. sativus
Lineage: Eukaryota; Viridiplantae; Streptophyta; Magnoliopsida; Apiales; Apiaceae
Exons: 2
Coding region: 1-2610 (869 amino acids)
Molecular function (GO): catalytic activity
Source: RefSeq, a predicted model, not a curated record